UUAGUGGCUCACGGCCAUUAUCUCAUUGGUAGAAGAAGAAGAAGAAGGAAGAAACCCGUGCGCCUUCGUGAUUCGAAAUGGUUUCGCGUAGGAUAAUUUUCAGACUACUCCAAUGCAUAACCGGUACACUUGCGCUGACCUUAAUCCUGCUGUGCCACGUCUCUUACGACAAAGUUACCAUGUCCAGGCUGAGAUUGGAGCGUAUUCGAAACGCGAGUCGCCAGUUGUACACUUCUGCCAGGUGCCGACCUGCAGAACACAUCAUUUUCAUCAAGGUGCACAAGGCAGGUAGCUCGACAGUCUUCAACAUCUUGAUGCGGUACGCUUCCCAGAACCUGCUCAACGUCGCCAUGCCACACCAGGCCGACGCCUUCCAUCUGGGUCUUCCUUGGCACUUUACUCCCGAAGUGGUGCAGAAAUUUUCGGCGGCAAACAUGACAACCAACCUGGUGACAAUGCAUCUCCGCUACAAGCACUCGGCCUUGAGAGAACUUAUGCCAGAAGCACAGCCCAAGUUUAUAACUAUCAUGCGAAAACCGGCCGACAUGUUUGCGUCCAUGUAUCAUUACUAUCAACUCGACAAGCAUUUCAACGCUACAUUGGAGAAGUUCGUGGUGACGGCUGUGCUGACGGAAGAACUUCGCCAUAACCGAUACUCUUCUGUGCUGGGUUUCAACCAAAUCGCAUUCGACCUCGGCAUGGAGAACUUCGACAACAGCGCCGCCGUCGAUGAACUCAUCCGUCAUGUCAACAAGACAUUCCACCUUGUCAUGAUUGCAGAACGCCUCGAGGAGUCCCUCAUCCUUCUUCGUAACAAACUGUGUCUCCCAUUUACAAGCAUCCUAGCCUUCCGCAAGAACGCUCUAUCAAAGCGUGCACAACUGUCUAAUGCAACUCGAUGGGGUCUCAAAAAGCUCAACCACAUCGACAUGCAGUUGUACACUUUUUUCAGCGACAAGCUCGACAGGGAAGUGAACAAGUUCGGAAGAAAACGUAUGGAGAAGUACGUGGGACAACUGCAGAAUGCAACGAGGUACUGGUACUCGCGUUGUGUGAACCACGAAGCUGACGUGCGCGUGAUUGUGCAGGUGGUGAAGCCUGAACGACGUGACGAGGAAUUGUGCCGAUGGUUGACGUACGACGAAUUGAAGUUCGCGCGGGAGGUUCGAGAUAUUCAGGCGCGUCGAGCCAGAAUGGCGACAGGACGGUUCUAUUCUUGACGUUCAAGGAAUAGCUGCGUUCAUAAUAGUGUAAGGGAAGCCAUACGCAGUUAUUUCGUAAUAUGUCUGCUUAACUGUAAUGUAUCGAAUGUCUUGUAAACGAAUACAGAUAUUAUUUGA
This is a messenger RNA of Ornithodoros turicata, 1340 nucleotides long. Its product is annotated as galactosylceramide sulfotransferase-like. The transcript has 4 exons. The record is from RefSeq and is a predicted model, not a curated record. Lineage: Eukaryota; Metazoa; Arthropoda; Arachnida; Ixodida; Argasidae. Gene Ontology annotation, biological process: glycolipid biosynthetic process. Gene Ontology annotation, molecular function: galactosylceramide sulfotransferase activity. Gene Ontology annotation, cellular component: membrane. Bases 78 to 1220 code for a protein of 380 amino acids.